Messenger RNA from Bipolaris maydis ATCC 48331, 765 nucleotides. RefSeq lists its product as uncharacterized. The record is from RefSeq and is a predicted model, not a curated record. Lineage: Eukaryota; Fungi; Ascomycota; Dothideomycetes; Pleosporales; Pleosporaceae.
UCAUGUUAUUCAGGACCUGUCAGACGGUAGGAAGGAGCUGUCUGUCCUUGAGCAGGUUUAAAUACAGUGUCAUUAGUCAGUGAGCAAGCACGUGACUAUACAUGGUACUUCUGGGCUUACAGUCCUCUUUUCGAGCGGUUUGAGCAUGUCGAUGGGUGGCUGUGGUGGAUGAGAUGAGACGCGUUACACGCGUUUUGGAAGGCAGUGGUGGCUUGGCGUCGCCAGACGUAUACGAUAGCGACGACGCUGCUGGUGCUCCAGAUGAUCUAACGCAGUGGAGGACUCCAAAUACGACGCGUAUACUCGACAAUCAGUUGUAUACUUUGCAAAAACGACUCGCUGAGAGGCUAGGGGUAUUUGGGUCCUCAGGGCGUGUGUGCGUGACUUCUGGAAGCCGAAAUACCUGCCCUGGGGUACCUGGCACCGCCAUCUCUCUGUCAGAGGGAGGGCUGGGCCCGAUAUGAGUUGUGAGUUGCCUUAUUAGGCGCUUUAGGUGUGAUUUCUAACAAAAAUUGAAUUGUUUUGAAGGGUACCAUGCCGUCUGCGCGGAGAGACUGCCGGAAUAUAUACUUAUUGCUCUAAAUCGACAUUAGAAGACUAUAGUGUUCAUCUUUACCAUCUUAGCUUUCUUUCUAGCCCGCUAAGCUACGGGGAAGUAGAUGCUGUCGCGAGCAAACAAGGGGGUAUAAGAGGAGAGUCGAUGGACAGCACUAACAGGACGAGCGACAGCGUGGUCAACAACACGCUUUUCGGGGUUAGAGGUCG